Messenger RNA from Nymphaea colorata (pocket water lily), 1329 nucleotides. Its product is annotated as ER lumen protein-retaining receptor. Gene Ontology annotation, molecular function: ER lumen protein retrieval receptor activity. Gene Ontology annotation, cellular component: membrane; endoplasmic reticulum; cis-Golgi network. Lineage: Eukaryota; Viridiplantae; Streptophyta; Magnoliopsida; Nymphaeales; Nymphaeaceae. Bases 238 to 885 code for a protein of 215 amino acids. The record is from RefSeq and is a predicted model, not a curated record. The transcript has 6 exons. Gene Ontology annotation, biological process: protein retention in ER lumen; endoplasmic reticulum to Golgi vesicle-mediated transport.
CUCACUCUCUCUCUCUCGCUUGCUUUUCUACAAAUAAAACGGACGCACGGGUGAGCAGCAGAGACCCCUCUCUCUCCCUCCCCUGCGUCUCGCUCUCUCUCUCUCUCUCUCUCUCGCUCCAUUUCCUUUUUUUCUUCGUCCUUGGAGGAUCCCGGGAGCCUUAGAGAAGAUCUAGGCGGACAUCGGCUCCUCCACAUUUUCUCGCACCAUUUUCGCUGUUUUUUCGUGGGAUUAAAGAUGAAUAUCUUCAGGUUAGCGGGAGAUAUGACGCAUCUCUUGAGCGUCCUCGUCUUACUCCUCAAGAUCCACACUAUCAAAUCAUGUGCAGGUAUAUCUUUGAAGACGCAAGAGCUCUAUUUUCUGGUUUUUGCUACUCGAUACUUGGAUAUAUUUACAGAUUACAUCUCGCUGUAUAAUACGGUGAUGAAAUUGAUCUUCCUGGGGAGCUCAUUUUCAAUUGUUUGGUACAUGCGCCAUCACAAGAUUGUUCGAAGAUCUUAUGAUAAAGAACAAGACACCUUUCGCCAUUUUUUCCUAGUCUUGCCAUGCUUAAUUUUAGCCCUUCUCAUUCAUGAGAAAUUUACACUGAAGGAGGUACUGUGGACUUUCUCCAUAUAUUUAGAAGCUGUUGCCAUACUCCCUCAGCUGGUGCUGUUGCAAAGAACACGGAACAUUGACAAUUUGACUGGACAAUAUGUUUUCCUUCUUGGGUGCUACAGAAGCCUAUACAUUCUGAACUGGAUUUACCGCUAUCUCACAGAAAAGAACUAUGUGCACUGGAUAACUUGGAUAGCGGGACUGGUUCAGACAGCACUCUACGCUGAUUUUUUCUAUUAUUACUUGCGGAGCUGGAAGAAUAAUGUCAAGCUCGAAUUACCUGCUUGAAUCAACUUUUUAGAAACCAUUUCAUGGUGACAAGUAAAUGAAGUAGAAAAUUCUCUCUCCUACAGGUGUAAUUAAGCAUUCAUUCUUUUUCAUUUGUCUUCUCUGGUUUAUAUUUGCCCUUUCUGGCAUCUCUGUUUGUUGUUUUGGGUCAAAGAAUCAAAACAGGUUCAUCAAAAAGGUGGCUCCAUUGGGAGCAAAAUAGAGGGCCAUUUCCAGGGAAAGAGAAACUCAUUGGCUUAGACUUAAGUUAGCGCAUUUUUAGCUUAAAGGUUGGGUUCAGAUAAGAUUAUUUUGUAGAUUUCUGAAGCGCAACGACACGUGAUAUCCGUCAGGCGACGGGUACAGGUCAUGAAAAAUGGAAUGUUUGUAAAACAUCCGCCUCUCUUUAAGUAUGGACCUUCCCUCAUUAUUCUAACAAAAUUUCGGAUUUGUUUCUUCGUUCCA